AUGGAUUUUCCCACUAGUCUCGACUUUUUCCCUGCAGAGCUUGUCAUCUGGAUAGGUGAAUUCUUGGACCGGAAGACAUUGGCCGCCUUUAUCCGUACAUCGAAGCGAUAUGCCCAGCUCUUGACACCCCAGCUUUUAACUCUGUGGCUCUCGUGCAAAACUGGCAAGUAUUGCUUCAGGCGUAAUUGGCCUGAAACACAGAAUUGGAAGUCAUCUCAUAUAGUCGAUUUUUUCCAGAACUUCCCGUCUGAUGUAUCUCAGAUCUACUGUUGCUCUACAUUGCUGUUUCGGUUUGCCGAUGGAGGUAACCUAGAGCUCGUGAAGCUCAUGUUAUCUAGGGGCGCAGAUCUCGAGGCAAAAGGCGCGAAUGGGGAGACUCCUCUGCAUAUUGCUACCAGUGGAGGACAUAUUCAGGUCGUGCAGGCAUUGCUGGAAGCCGGGGCAGAUGCCAGUGCCAAAGACAGGUAUGGAGAUACACUACUGCAGAGAGCGGCAUCCAUGGGGAAGCCGGCCAUGAUCCGAUACCUGAUUAGCUCAGGACAAUACACGCUGGAAGCCCUACUGGAAGCGUUUGAACGGGGUAUGAAGUGCUUCUUCCCAAAAGUCUGUGCAGAAGUCUGUGCAGAAGUCUGGCCCGCUCUCGAAAAUGCCGGCUAUAAGUUCAACGCGACUGGCACUGACGGUCAAAUAUACCUUCACUUCGCCGCUAAGAGAGGACUUAGCUUUCUUGUGCAGUUCUUUCUUGAUAGGGGCCAUGACCCCUUUCGCUUGGAUGAAAAGGGAAAUACAGCCUUGAGCAUCGCCUGCUCAGAAGUUUUUUCUCGCUCGGAGGAUAUGUUAGAAACUCCGAAGCUACUCAUUAACGCAAUGCAAGCCGCUGGCGGUGACCCUUUCAAAGCAAACCGAGAGGGUGUUACUCCACUGCACAAAGCCAUUCAGAAAUCGCAGGUUGAUCUAGUCAGAUUAUUUCUCGAUUCCGGAGCAAGUGUGACUGCUCGGGGUAAGAAUGGGAUUAAAUGCAUGGAAAGAGCACUACGAGGUCCUAGAGAUAUGUUUGAGCUGCUCGUUGACCGUGAACCCGCCUUAUGGCCCACCCACAUGCUACAAUCAAGCCUUCAUGGUUAUACAGUCGAGUUGAAAAAAGGACAAGGUUACCAGGAUACUCCGAAGGCUAUAGCAAGGAUCCUGAAACUCGCCAAAUCUGGCAAGGCAGCAAUCAAUGUCUCCACCAGGGACAGCUCGGGAUCUACUCCGCUUCAUAAUACAUGUCUGGCUAGGCACAACUCUGCUGAGGUUCCUGGGCUCAUUCGCUCUUUCAUCGAAGCAGGGGCAGAUAUAGACAUGCCAGAUGACGAAGGCCGAACACCUCUCCACAAUAUACUCAGGGUAUCUACUCCAAAAUCUGAGCGGGAGAUCAUACAGACGAUGAUAAAUCUCAGCAAGAAUAUCAACAAGCUGAGCAAAGCCGGUGAUAGUUAUUUGCAUUUAGCAGCUGACGCCAACCAGCUACGUGCUGUACAGCUGCUGUUGAGCAAAAUGAGCAAGGACACUGUGUUCGCGGCCAAUGAGUCCGGCUACACCAGUCUGCAUUAUGCCGCAAUAUCCGAAAAUACCUCGAUAAUUCAGCAGAUCCUAGCCACCGGUAUCGAUGUAAACGCCAAGGACCGGCAUGGACGGACGGCUUUACACUACAUGGACAACAAGCACAAUGAGUCAUGUGUUGCGGUACUGAUCGAAGCCGGGGCAGAUGUGAAUAUAUUGGACAAUGAAGGGAGACCACCAAUCCAUCAUGCGUCGAUAUGGGGGAAAGACGGGAUGAUGGAGCUUUAUGUGAAAGGGGGAGCUUCUGAGCACGAAGGCUGCGAUUCUUGCAACAGAAACAUCAAAUCAACCAGGGAGUGGCUAAAGGAAGUUGGCUGUUUAAUUUGA
This is a messenger RNA of Aspergillus niger, 1929 nucleotides long. RefSeq lists its product as uncharacterized. NCBI's taxonomy places the organism in Eukaryota, Fungi, Ascomycota, Eurotiomycetes, Eurotiales, Aspergillaceae. Gene Ontology annotation, molecular function: protein binding. The record is from RefSeq and is a predicted model, not a curated record. Bases 1 to 1929 code for a protein of 642 amino acids. The transcript has a single exon.